Molecule: messenger RNA, 2750 nt
Organism: Anguilla rostrata (American eel)
Lineage: Eukaryota; Metazoa; Chordata; Actinopteri; Anguilliformes; Anguillidae
Gene: nfkbib
Product: nuclear factor of kappa light polypeptide gene enhancer in B-cells inhibitor, beta
Exons: 6
Coding region: 338-1567 (409 amino acids)
Biological process (GO): cellular response to lipopolysaccharide
Molecular function (GO): protein binding
Source: RefSeq, a predicted model, not a curated record
GAAGCUUGUCAUUGGACAAGAGUGGAGUGCAGACACUAGAUAUGAUAAGAGGGGCGAUUGGGAAUUCCCCGGAACGGAAAAACACCUUUCGUCCGAUAGAAACUGAAAAUACAUGGCUUUGAGUUCUUCAGUAAUACGCAAAACUCAAACGAUUAAGAUGCAAUUCGAUGAAAAAACUCGCUAGCCGUCGCAGCGUUUUCAGCUGUCCUCGGUUCUGUCUACAAAUUUAAGGGGACCACUUGCACCCUUAAAAGGACAUAAACAUCGCUGCCUUGUCACUGUAAAAUAUUGCAUACUUCUUGUCGUUGCUCGCUUUAAAGCCCGUUUUCUGGUCCAGAUGGAGGACAUGCAGUCGCAGACGGUGCAGUCGCAAACAUUACCAGAUUCUGGGGAUCAACAUGCACGGCCUGAGUUCGGCAUCGGAUUCGCGAAACACGAAAGUUCCAAAGGGAUCCAUGCAGUCCAGUCGGAAGAGUGGUGCGACAGCGGGCUUGGUUGUCUUAGUGGCGGGGCGCUCGGCCUCGAUGUUGCAUUUGGUAAUGAAAACGAGUCCUCACGAGCCUGGGAAUCUACCCCAUCCACUACCGUCAGCACCGAAACCAGAUCCGAACCCCGGCCCACGGACUCCUGCGUUUCUCUUGGCUGUGGUGAGAGACUGGACUCGGCUUUGGGUGACUCGAUAACGGAUGAGAUGUUGAGUUGCAUUUCCCAGGGAAUGGGAACCAUGCGAUUGGGAGAGGGAGCUGGAAGCGAUCCGGUAGACCGGAGUAGCAACCUGAUCGGGGAGGAUAUACAAACGGGCCCGCCGGAGGAGCGCCAGAUGAGGGAGAUCUUCAACACCUUGAACUUUGUGUCGGAGGACGGAGACACGGCACUCCACUUGGCACUCAUCCAUGAACACUGGGCCUUCGUGCAGUAUCUUCUGGGGGUGAUAUCUCUGGAUCAGAGUUUUACGCCCUACCUGGACAUCCAAAACGACCUGGGGCAGACGGCACUCCACCUGGCAGUAAUUGUAGACCAGCCGGAGUGUGUGAGGGGGCUGCUUUGGGGGGGUGCGAGCGUGGAGCUGCAGGAGCGGGGGGGUCACACCCCGCUGCACCUGGCCGUGCGUGAGGGCAGGGUGGCGUGCGUGCGAGAGCUCACCUCCAGUCCCACCAACCCGGAGCACCUGCGCAUCACUAACUACUCAGGGCUAAGCGCUCUGCACCUUGCUGUGCAAAAAGGAGAUGAGGACAUCGUGAAGAUGCUGCUGGAUGCAGGCGCCGAUGUCAACCAGAGAGACCUGAGCGCGGGCCGUUCGCCGAUGCACUGGGCCGUGGAGUCCCAGAGCCCUGGGGUGGUGCGUCUCCUCCUCAGGGCGGGGGCCGCCGUGGACCAGCCCUCGUACGCGGGACACACGCCCCUCUACUGCGCCAUCCACAGGCCCAACGGGGAAGUGCGCCACCUGCUGAGGGAGGGAGGGGGCUCUGCGCUCUGGGGCCGGGAGGAGGAGGAGGAAGAGGAGGACCGGGAGAGUGAGGAGGAGGAGUUUGAUGACUUGAUCAUCAACGGCCAUCGUGUGCUGUAACCCAUGAGUGUUGCCAUGGAGACGAGCCAGCAGCCUACAAACACCGUGCCAUUCCAUGCAGCACGGCAGUUUGGAGACUGAGCUAUGUACCUGUGUGGGGUGUGUGUGCGUGCGUGGGUGUGUGUGCGUGCGUGCGUGCGUGUGUGUGUGCGCACAUGUGUGUGUGUGAAGACAGUCCGGGGCAUUUUCAGGCAACUAUUUUAAUUAUUGUACCCUAAGUUAGAUCAAACUGCUGUUGAAGACAACCAUGCUCUGGGGUUAUGACAUCUUGUGUGUGUGUGUGUGUGUGCGCGCGCGCACGUGCGUGCAUGCAUGGGAGAGAGAGAGAGAGUUAGAUGGCAUAUUUUAGAAUACCACACUGGCUGAGUAGUCCUCUGUAAAGGACUGUACCAUUAUUGUAGAAGGUAUUCUGGGGGUGGGGGUGUGUGAAGGUGCUGGGUUUGGACUUGAGCUUGUCCAUCUCUUUUACUUUAUAGUGUUUUGCUUCCAGUGCGACUGCCCAGCGUGACAUAGUUCAGGUUCAGCUUUAAAGUUUGCAGCCCCGAGUUUGCUUCUGUAAACUAAAGAGAGGUAGUGCCAUUCCGUGCUCCCAAGUGAACCUGCAUGAUUGAGGUUAAGUGGAAGAAACCACACUGGGAGCAUGUUGAGUUGUUAGCUUGGCUAUUUCUGUAAAUUGAUUAUCGACUUAAUAUUUUUGAGGCACCACGAAUUGUGUCGGCUUUCUUUUACCAAAAGGAUUGCAAAAGAUGCUUAGCUAAAUCGGGUGGCGUGGGUAAGUGGUCAUAUUCAAAGGUGAGUGACAGUGUACAUAAAGAGGGGAGAAAGAGAAAGGUAGGGAACAAAAAGGAGGGAAAUUGGAAGUGGGACAAAGAUGGAGUGGAGAAGGGAGCGAGAGAGAGAGAGAGAGAAGGGAGAAGGAGAGUCAAAAAACGGUGUUGCCACACUUAAUUUUGCUUUAUUGCUCUUUGUACAGUAGCUUGAUUGUAAAGAAAUACUGUCUACAUCAGUGCAUGUGUAUUCCUCUUUUUUCUAUUAAUCUUGAAGAGUACUGAACCUCCUAGCAGUGACGGCUUGAGCUGACCGUAAAACGGAUAGAUCCCUGUCUCGCUUUUUGCUUUUGUUUUCUUCACUAGAAUGCUUUCCAUGAGGAAAAAACUUAAAUAAACCAUUAAAAUGAGAUCGA